This is a messenger RNA of Saprolegnia diclina VS20, 1209 nucleotides long. RefSeq lists its product as hypothetical. The coding region runs from base 1 to 1137 and encodes 378 amino acids. The transcript has 2 exons. NCBI's taxonomy places the organism in Eukaryota, Oomycota, Saprolegniomycetes, Saprolegniales, Saprolegniaceae. The record is from RefSeq and is a predicted model, not a curated record.
AUGGGCCGGUUCCCGGUAGCACCAACUCGCGGUGGAGCUUCGCUGCAUGACGUUCAACUGCGGACACCGCGCUAUGGCCAAGGCAUUGUCUUGUCCAACCUCUGUCUGGCUCUGGCGACCGUUGUCACCUUCUGUACGUACAACCUCGGCCUCAUCGCCAACUCGGUUGUCUACCUCGGCAUGAACGAGCAUGGCUUUGAUGACCACCAGUGGAACGUACCCGUCUUCACGCUUCUCGAAGCCACGUCCUCGCUACGCCUCAGCACCCUCGUGGUCGUGUGCCUCUCCAAGACCAUUCUGGGGCUUUCGAUUUUGUUUGUGACGUUUUGGGACAACCCUAACCUCCAGACACUUACAACCUACUUGGUGCAAAACAAGAUCGAGUCGACAAAUGCAGCGCUCCUCGUGUAUUGCGGGCCGGCCCUCGUCGCGUCGAUUGUUGGCAUCAUGACGGGACCGUUCAUUCAGCUGUGCUUUACCCCGCGCAUCGUGACUCAAACGUGGCUGCUCACGCUCUUCUCGCUGCUCAACUUUGUGUUGGUCUUUGCCUUGGAGGCGUUUGUCUUUCCAACUUUAAACAAAACGGUCCCUGGACGGUGCGGCUACUCCUCGUCGACCAACUGCCUCCAUUUAACCGCAAUUCCGCAAACGUACUACCUCUCGGCGGUUGUGGCGGGUGGCGUCGUUGUCGCUGCUGUCGGAACCAUCCAUCUGCACGCGCGCUGGCUCCCCGAGACGGUGUUCGUGCCGCCAAGCCACUCGGUGCUGCAGUACCUCAACAUUCAAAAACUUCGGCAAACCGCGACAUCGGGCCGCGGCUGCGUCGCUCGUACUCUUGAUGGAGAUAUCGUCAUCGACCAUGGUGUCUUGGGGAUGAAGAAGAUGCUGCGGGUCUCCUCUUCGCACUUGACUCGGAUCGACAAUGCCAAGUACACACUCCUCUAUCGGCUCGUGCCUGCAGGCAUGCGUCGUUGGGUCGCACAAAUGAUGCCAACCAUGCUCGUGGUGCGCCUCCGAGCCAAUGAGAUCACGCGCCACUCCUACUACGAGUCGCUACGGCGCAUUGACGACGACAGUAAGGGCGUCUAUCAGAUGGGAUUUACUUCUUCGCGCAAUCAGUCCACUGUCACGCACUGAUGUCGUUAGUACAUAAGCUACUAGAUACAUUGAUAUAACAAAUAUACUGGAUGCAUACAACCUUUUUUGUCG